This is a messenger RNA of Parathielavia appendiculata, 2938 nucleotides long. RefSeq names its product glycoside hydrolase family 55 protein. The record is from RefSeq and is a predicted model, not a curated record. Bases 234 to 2540 code for a protein of 768 amino acids. Gene Ontology annotation, molecular function: polygalacturonase activity. NCBI's taxonomy places the organism in Eukaryota, Fungi, Ascomycota, Sordariomycetes, Sordariales, Chaetomiaceae. The transcript has 4 exons.
GUGUGAGCACGUUGUGGAACAGUGGAAGGGGAGUAGGGAUUACUGACGACCCCGAGGUGAAGGGUGAACACAACCGCGGCAUAGCUCAGAUAUGCCUGCUCCAUGUCUAGGGCAAGGGGACAUGUUCUUCGGAUAUUUGAUGAUGACCUCUCCCCCGCCAUCAUGCCCACUUCUCACCCCGUCAGGUUUCUUCAGACUAUUGACCAUCUAGCUCACCGCCGAACCGUAACACCAUGCUCGCACUCAAGAGCAUGACAGCGGUGCUGUCUGCGGCCGCUUACUUCGGCAUCGUGCUCGCGUCGCCGGCCGGGAAGCCCUCCGUCAAUGCAUCAGCUCGGUUCGACCCACGACAGGCGGGGACCAGCUUCUGGUAUGCCAACAUCGACCACACCAGCGCCAACGUCCGAGGCUAUGCGCCAGAUCUUGAUGGCGACUAUGUGUACGAGGUGUAUCGCGCCGUCAGUCCCGGCGAUGGAGCCAGCAUUCAGGCCGCCAUCAACUCGGCGACCAACGGCAACACCCGGCACGGAAAGUGGUUUGCCAGCCAGCCACGGGUUGUCUACAUCCCUCCCGGCGAGUACCUCAUCAGCAAGACUAUCUACAUGAACACCGACACCAUCAUCAUUGGAGAUGCAAAUACGCCCCCUGUUCUGAAGGCAGCGCCAGGAUUUCCCAGCGACGGCACCUUGUUCUCCGGCCAGGACCCGGCAACAGGCAUCUCGGGUGAACUAUCGUUUGCUGUAGCUCUCAAGAAUCUCGUCCUCGACACCACCAACGUUGCCGGGAACGCACCCUUUGUAGCCCUCUAUUGGGGCGUGGCACAAGCAGCCCACCUGCAAAACGUCAAGAUCCGCAUGCCCUACUCUGUCAACGGUGCUGGCCACACAGGCAUCAGGCUGGGUCGGGGCUCUACGCUCGCCGUGUCGGAUGUGCGCAUUGAAAGGGGCCAGAACGGCAUCUGGUACAACGGCCAUCAGCAGGCCGUUUUCAAGAGCAUCUACUUCUUCCAGAACACAGUCGGCAUGCUCAUCGAUGGCGGUCACACCAUCAGCAUCAUCAACCCAACCUUCGACACUGUCGGGACCGGCGUCCUCAAUACCGGCGGCUACCCCUGGAUCGGACUCAUCGACGCCAAAUCCAUCAACUCGGGCGUCACCUUCAAAACCACCACCUGGCCCAACUACUUGAUCGAAAACCUCAGCAAAGAUACCACCAGCGACGUGGCCCAGGGCCCAGGCACUUUCAUCCUCCCCGGCCAAUCGCACAUCGCGCAAUUCACCUACGCCAACACAGUCAACAGCAACCCCAUCUACCAACCCCUCACCUCUUCCUUCCUCUCCCGUCCGCCCGCCCUCGCCCCAGGAGGCCGGUAUCCGGUCCCACCAGCGCCCAGCUACGCCUCUCUCCCCGUCACCUCAUUCCUCAACAUCAAAGACCCGGGCCAGAACGGCGGCCGGCGCGUGCUGGGCGACAACACGGUCGACGAAUCGGCCACGCUCAACGCCAUCCUCCGCCUGGCCGCAGACCAAAACAAGAUUGCCUACUUUCCCUUUGGCAAGUAUCGCGUCGACUCGACGCUUCUCAUCCCCGCCGGCAGCCGGAUCGUGGGCGAGGCCUGGGCGACCAUCGUUGGGUAUGGGUCUUUCUUCAAAGACGAAAAGAACCCGAAGCCUGUCGUGCAGGUUGGUCUGCCUGGCGAGGUGGGCGUGGCGCAGAUUCAGGAUAUGAGGUUUACUGUGGGGGAUGUGCUCCCUGGCGCAAUCAUUCUGCAGUUCCAUCUGGCGGGGGCCAACCCGGGUGAUGUGGCGAUUUGGAACAGCCUUGUAACGGUUGGCGGCACGCGUGGAGCCAAGCCGCUGACGGAUGCGUGUCGGGAUCCAGCGAACCAGUGCAAAGCUGCGUUUAUGGGCAUGCAUCUGGCCAGGACGUCAAGCGUGUAUGUGGAGAAUGUGUGGAAUUGGGUGGCGGAUCAUGUGGUGGAAGUGCCCCUUGACGGGGGGAGUAGUUUUGCGGCUGGGAGGGGAGUGUUGGUGGAGGCGACCAAGGGGACGUGGUUGCAUGGUUUGGGAUCGGAGCACUGGUGGUUGUACCAGCUGAACUUCAGGAAGGCGGAGAAUGUGUUGGUCAGCCUGCUGCAGAGCGAGACCAACUAUGAUCAGGGGGACAACAACCUUAUGGUGCUGCCUGCGCCGUGGACAGUCGAUGAGGCGGGCUGGGGUGAUCCGACGUUUUCCUGGUGCGGACAGGGGGACAAGAGGUGCAGGAUGGGCCCGGCGAACUACUUCAAUGGCGGCAACGGGAUUCGCACGUAUGCCUCUGCGAGCUGGGCGUUCUUCAGCGGGCCGGGCUAUCAACAGUGCUCCGGGGACUGCCAGAGGCAUAUGCACUUUGUGAAGGAGACGCCGGCCAACCUUCAGGCGUUUGGGUUGUGCAGCAAAGACGCCUACGCAACCUUGAGACUGGCGGACGGGACUGAGGUAGUCACUGCCAAUGGGUUUACGGGGUCGUGGGAAGGAGACGUUGGUCGCUACACUCCAUAGUCAAGGUGGAUCGGGUCAAAUGGAUUGAGUUUAGGUUAUUUUGGCUGUUACAUGUGCAUUCCUGAUCCAAUUCCACAUCUUCGAAGGAAAGUACAGGGCACAUCAAUUAACGGCUUCCUCGAGCGAGUCCGCAUCACAUCGCCAUUCUCCCCCAUAUACACGCCGAUGUUUGUAGCGAGAUUUAAAUUCUCGACAGGGAGACCGAGUACGUCGUUGUGGGUCGCACGUCAGAAUUGGUAGUCGCCGUUCGCAGGUUGAAUUCAUAGGAAGGGACUUGGCGCCGGUACCCGUCGUGUACAUGGGAUAACAGGUUCCUGUAUUUAGCACACCCGGUUGGUCAGAGCUGCCACCUUACCCAGUGUUCUUCGGCAGAAUGGGUUUAACGAAGAGAACGGUCC